This is a messenger RNA of Drosophila busckii, 5570 nucleotides long. RefSeq names its product AF4/FMR2 family member 4. Gene Ontology annotation, molecular function: intracellularly calcium-gated chloride channel activity; volume-sensitive chloride channel activity. NCBI's taxonomy places the organism in Eukaryota, Metazoa, Arthropoda, Insecta, Diptera, Drosophilidae. The transcript has 10 exons. Gene Ontology annotation, cellular component: plasma membrane. The record is from RefSeq and is a predicted model, not a curated record.
UAAUAAUAAUGGAAAAACAAGUGUGUGAGUGUAAUGUGCUAGCUAAAACUCUCGAGUUGAAUUCGCGUUGAAACGAGACGCCGUCGUCGCAGAGCAGAGCAGAGCAGCCAGCAGCGGCGUUGUGACGUCAAAAGCAGCGAAGCAGUCACACGCACACACAUACACAGACAGACACCCCCAAUCAUACACACACAGCCACACAUACACACACGCACACUGACGAAAAUAAUAACAAAUAUAACGGCACACAAGCAACGGCAAGGAAAGGAAAGGAAUUUAUUCCAAAAUACACGACAACGAACACAACGACAAUUACCCAACCAACAAGCUUCUGCUGCAGCCAGCAAGCCAGAGGCCCGCAAAGAGAGUGUGUGCCGUGCCUAAGAGAGUGUGAGCGAAAAGGAGCAUAAAAAUGGAACAGCCGAGCAUACUCGUUAAAAUUCUGCAUUCAAUACCGCAUGUGAAUUAUACAUUUCGUCGGGUUAAUGACACCUUCAAUCCGGAUAAUGCUGUUUACCUAGAGAGCCUGGGCAUACUCGCCUCCAUACCCGCUGGCCUGCUUAUAUUAUCGCUGCUGGGAUUGCUUCUAUAUCUGCUGACAAGAUGCUGCGAUCGCAAGCAGCGCAAGCCGAGCGCUCAGCGUUGUCAAAGCUGCUCGCUGGUCAUCAUAACGCUGAUGACCUGCGCGGCCAUUGGACUAGGCUUAUAUGGCAACGAUGACUUCCACAAUGGACUGCUGCAAGCCUUCGGCUCCGGCAAGCACGUGGAGACUCUUGUGCUCAAUCUGAAACGACAGACGGAGAACAUCAAGCAUGAUCUGGAAACGAAGAUGGCCUCGCACAAUGUGGUCAACCAGGUGGAGAAGGCGCAGUACAAUCAGACGGCGGUGAUGCUGCUCAUCGAGACGUCGCGUCUGGUGCGGGAGAAUACGUCGCGAGCGGUCACCUCGCUGGACAACAUGGUGCUCUACUUUAUGAAGACCAAGGGCAGCGAGAACGAGACUUCGCUCAUGGGCAUUCUGCAUCUGGGCGAGCUCUGCGAGUCGAUACGCUGGCCGGCGACUUUGGCAUUCCUCACACUGCUGCUCUUCCUGUGCCUGGUGCUGGUCAUUGGCGUCGCUCGUCGCUCCCGCUGCACGCUGAUCUUCUUCUCGGUCUCUGGACUGUUCUGCAUCAUCAUCUGCUGGCUGCUCGCCGGCGUCUACUUGGCCACCAGCGUUGCUGCCGGCGACUUUUGCAUGCGCCCACACGAGUACAUGUGCCGCCAAGUGGGCAUGCGCAGUCCCUAUGUCUAUUUCCUCAACUGUGGCACGCUGCGGAAUCGCUUCAUAUUGCGUCUGAACGAAUCGCGCGACUUGGUGGAGCGCGCCAGGGAGAGCGUCGAUGUCAUGCAGCGCAUGAGCGAGGAGACGUAUCCACGCAUCGACAUAUCACGCACACUCAAGGCCAUGGACAACGAUCUGCAGACAACGAUGCAGAAUCUGACAACUCUGUCGGCCACGCUCGAUGGACGCGCCAUUGAUCGACACUACUCGGAGGCGCUGCAGGGACUUUGCGGCGGCGGCUUGCUGGGCCUGAGUCUGAUGAUGGUCGCCGGGCUGCUUACAUCCUUUUUGUUGACCAUUCUGGUCUAUGCUGAUUCGCAUGCGUGGAUUUAUUUGAGCAAGCGGCCGCCAAUGGAUGGCGACAAAUCGGAGACGGCGCCGCUUUUCUCAGCCUCGAAUGCGCCCAGCGCCAGCAUUUCGCCUACAGCGCCCAUGAGCACGGGCACCAUCAAUCGCACGCUCUUGCAUCAUCAGCAAGGCGGCGGCGGCGUGGGCGCUGCAGUUGGCGCUGGCGGACACACGGGCACGCUGCCCAGUGGCAGCAGCUUGGCCGGCACCAAUGGCGUUGGUCCCUAUCGGAAUGGCACGGCGGGACUGCGACAAGGGUUGGCAUCACCAUCAUCAUCCACAUCAACAUACAACCAACUACAACAACAACAACAACAACAACACCACCACCACCACCACCACAACUACAAUACACAGCAUAGAACUAACUCGACGGCAGUGGCGUCGGCGGCGGCGUCUUCGAUGGGCUCGCGUUCCACUGCGGGUGGACGACGCUCGCCGUCGCCACCGCCCGGCUAUGAUUUGGUGCAUGGCACAAGAUCCGGCCAUCAUACGCUCGGACGAUUGCCGUCGCAUCAUCAGCAAUCCUCGGCCUAUUUGCCGGGGCCCAACAAUGGCAAAUACGCGACGCUUAGCAAGCAAUGUAAGACGCUCGAAUCGAACGACUUUUACUGAGAUUCGCUUGCCUGCAGCACGUAUGCAGGCAAUAGCAACAACACGCAGCACAGCAGCAACAUCAAUCAGCAGCAGCAGCAACAACAACUGCAGCUGCAGCAGCAGCAGCAGCAGCAACAACAGCAGCUGCAGCAUCAGCAACAUCACAGCAGCAGCAGCAGCACCUUGAAGAACAUAUUUGCAUCCGCCACAUUGCCACGCUCCACGGGCAGCUCCAUACGCUCCGUGCUGUCCGCUCAGACGGCCAAUGCUCUAUGCAAAUCGCAGGGCAACGGCCUGGACGGCGACGGCCUGAGCGAUGAUCGCGAUCCGCGUGACGUCAGCAACAACAGCUUCAAUCGCUUCGACCCCAAGUACAUCAGCAUCGGACCCAAAGCGGUGCGUGGCAACAACAAUCUCAACAUCGUGGCCGCCGCCACAGCCAACAAAUGCGCCACGCUGCGCCACGUCGGACGCUACGGCGGCUCGCUCAAAGGCGCCUCGCCCUCGCCCAAUCUGCGCAGCGCCAAGGCGCCCUCGAUAGCCACCGUCUCCAAGGAUUAUUGCCAGCAGCCGGACUGCAUACCCCAAGUCUACGCCAGCGGCUCCACGGACAUGCUGGUGACCAAUGCGGCGAGCUCAGUGGCGCAGCCGCCGCCACCGCCGCCGCCCUCACAGCAGCAGCAACAGUUGCCCAUGCAAAUGCAGCACCAGCAGCAGCAGCAGCCAGCAAUACAACAUCAACAGCAGCAGCAGCAGCAGCUGCCACAACCUGCGCCGCCGCCGCCGCCACCCAAACCAAAGAUAGUCAAUACAUUUACCGAAAUUCCAGGCACCACUGGCGUCGGCAGCAGCUAUGCCAAGGAGCAGCAGCAGCUGCUGGCACUGCAGCAACAACAGCAGCAGCAGCUGCUGGCGCUGCAACAGCUGCAGCAGCAACAACAACAACAGCAGCAGCAGCAGCAACAUCAUCAUCCACCGACAACGCACAUAUUGCCCCCAUCGGCUGUUUAUAGCAUUGACAGUAGCGCUGUUUAUCCGCCGCCAACAGCAGCAGCAGCGCAGUCAACGCCAGCAGCAGCAGCACCACCACAAGCAGCGCCGCGUCUGCCGCGCAUUGUGAGUCAGCCGCUGCCCGAAAUACCCGUGCAAUCGCCCACAAGCAACACGGCGCAGUCCAAGAUUAGCUCGCAGCCGCUUUGCGCUGCCAACUUGGGUCAGUAUCGCUCGCUGCAGCGUCCGCAUGCAACAGCAAAGCUGCAGAUCUCCGCUCAGCAGCAACAGCAGCAGCAGCCGCCAUCGUUGCCGCCCAAGAAUCGUCACAAGAACUCGCGCGACGUCAGCAAUGCAAAUCACAUGCAGACGCUGCCACCCAAGUCGGCAAGUCUGCGGCAGCAGCAAGCGGCAAGCUUUGGCUACGAGAGCGAGCGCGUGCGUGAGCGAGAGCGCGAGCGUGAGCGCGAACGCGAGCGAGAACGUGAGCGACCCCGACGCGCCGAGACGCUCGACAAUGCGCGCAGCCAUGCUGAGCAGCAAGCGUAUGGAGCGCAGCCCAUGCUCAGCAGCAUGAAGAAGCAGCACAGCUACGACAGCAACUAUCAUCAGCAGCAGCAGCAGCAGCAGCAGGCAGCGUACUACCAGCAACAGCAGCAGCAGCGACAACAUCAGCAUAACAACAACUAUCAUGGCAGCAAGCAUCAGCAGCAGCAGCAACAACAGCAACAGUUGCUCAUUGAGCAGCAGCAGCAAGCGCUGUUCUAUCGCUCGCUCAAACGUGGCGCUAGCGCUGGCAGCGCUGCUGCUGCAGCGGGCGUCUCGGUCGCUCACAUCAACAACGAUUUGUAUUCGGUAACGGAAUUGUAGGAGUGCGCCUGCUGCGGCGGCGGCGUUGAUAUUGUGCGGCGCGGCACAAGCUGCGCCUCGGCCACAGCAUCAACGGCGCUGCAUGCAGCGACGGCGGCAGCCUCAACCAACAACACACAACAAGCGCUGCCUACACUGCCACCCAAAAAGCAUCGCUCGCAGCAGCAGCAACAACAGCAGCAGCAGCAACAACAACAACAACAACAUCAUCAUCAACAGCAGCAGCAGCAGCCUUGCAAUGCAAACAUUUGCGAUGAGCAUGAAUACGAUGAGUACUGCCCGCAGCAAUUCGAAGCACAGCAGCAGCAGCAGCAACAUCGUCAUAGCAAACAGCAACGUGCUGCUACCUUCGAUGUUGCCGAUGCACGCGACUAUGAGCUAAAGCGUCUGGGCAAUCGUCGCUCGCAGCAAGCAGCAGCCAAACGCAAUGGAGCCGCCGCUGCAGCAGCAGCAGCAGCAACUGUUGUUGUCAGCGAGCAGCAGCAGCAGCAGCCACAUCAUCGCACACACGAUCGCGAGCGUUCGCGCAGCGAUCAUCGCAUUGCCAGCUAUGCCUGCGAGGAUGUUCAAGCGCUAUGCAGUGCCGGCUCCAUGAGCGUGCUGGCAGCCAAUGGUCAAACGCAUCGCAGUCACCAUCAGCAGCAGCAGCAGCAGCAGCAACAACAGCAGCAGCAACAGCGGCGUGAAAAGACUUUCAAAGUAUGAUUUUUAGAGACGUCAUAAAAAUUGCCCAGCCCGCGACAAGUUGGCAACGAGCAGCAGCAACAGCAGCAGCAGAACAACAGCAGCGAUGGCAGCAAGCAGAGCGUUGUGCGUAGAAGACGCACGCGUUAGACCAACAGCAGCAAGCAGCAGCGCUCGUCGUCCAGCUAACAAUGCGGAUUUUUCUAAAUAAUAAGAAAUUACAAAAUACGUACUUGUUCCCCUCCAAAAAACCGCAAAAUUCAAGCGCCCCGUACUCUAUGUUGCAUGUCCAGGGACCGCCGCAUCGCUUCAUUUUUUGUAAUUUUAUAAAAAAGCACAAAUAAUUAAGUUUCGAUGCUGUAAUUUAUUAUAAUAUUUAAUGUUUUUAAACAAAAAUCAAAUUGGCAGCUCAAAUUUAAGUUUCGAACUCGCUAAUUAAUUUUCCAUUGUAAAAAUUCGAAUUCGAAACGCGGUCCCUUAAGCAAUUAGCAAUUGGUAAGCCAACUGCCCAACCUUGAACCCUUGACCUUUAGUAGCCAAAAAGCCAUGUUAGUGUACUUUGAAAUAUUUAUAUUGCCGCCAAUUUGGUGAAUCAUUUGUUUAAUUAAGUGCAAAUGUAAAUGCAAUACACCAAUGUUGUAAUUUUGCAGCCCAGAACAGACAAAAAGCCGUGCCUCAUGCAAAUGCACACAAACACACACAGAAACACACACACACAUGCAAACACACACAUUGAUUCGCCCUGUGUCGCCUUGUU